AAAUCUGUUAUUUCAAACUGAAGAAAAAUCCCUUCACCCACGAAAAAACCUCUUCGGCUCUUCACCUUUUUGCAGCCAUUUCGAGUUUUGCUCGCAGCUGUCGCCGUCGCCUUCACUCUGCUGGAAAUUCAAGAACAGCAAGUGAAUAAAAGUAAGUUCAAUUUUGACGUGCCCCAAAAUUCAGAAUGGCCAAGCGUGAACUAUCCGGUACCUUGAGGAACUUGAAGUUUAUGCAAAGGGCAUCUCUAAGAGAGGAAAAGCCUAAGAAAGAAGAAGAUAAAGAAGUGGUAACUGAUGGAAACUUCCCCUCCUCUAGUGCUCCCAAAAGAUGUGUUAUCAUAAUGGAAGGGGAUCCCCACCCUGGGGCUGUAAAGGGUCGAAUGUCUUUUCAAGGUUUUAAUCCUUCUAUUGAUAAAUUGAGUGAAGAAGGUUCUGCUGCUUGUUCUCCGGAGAUGAGUGACAGGAUUUCUAAAAGAGAAAAUGGAACAUCAAAAUGUGGGUUUGAAAACACUGACCUGAACGACUCGUAUGAUGAGGCUAACAAAGAUCUUACAAGGAAGCAACGGGAUACAUACUCUGAGGCGCAGUAUUCAAACAAAUCACAUAAGAGAGCUCUGGACAAUCCAACGUCAUCACAGAGUAGUAGCCGGAGUUUCAAAAAGCCACAUAGACCUGACUGGAGUGUACUCAAACCUCCAAAGUCGCAAAAUAAAAUGCGGUAAGUAUAACUUAAAGGUGAUUAUGUGUACUGAUUUGGAAAAUUUCUGUAUUAUCAAUUUUUGCUGAGCAAUGGUAACAUUAGUCUUGUGGAUCUAUGUUGAUCCUAAAUUAUAUUCUCAUUUGGAGUUAUGUUGUAUAAUUAUAUUAGCCAUUUUUUA
Capsicum annuum is the source of this 878-nucleotide messenger RNA. RefSeq lists its product as uncharacterized. The coding region runs from base 186 to 722 and encodes 178 amino acids. Lineage: Eukaryota; Viridiplantae; Streptophyta; Magnoliopsida; Solanales; Solanaceae. The transcript is spliced from 5 exons. The record is from RefSeq and is a predicted model, not a curated record. Gene Ontology annotation, biological process: maturation of 5.8S rRNA.